CUCUCUCUCUCUAUCUUCUCCACUUCCUUUAUAACUAAUCUUCAACUAAAUCUCUCUCUCUCUCUCUCUCUCUUAACCUUUUCACCCAAAAUUUUCGACUUAAUUACCAAAAAAAAACCAGCCAUUGAUCGUAAAACCUUUCCUCCACCGCACACCCCCUCGCCGGGGGUAGUGCGUCGUCUCCACGCGCCUCCUUCUUCUUCUUCUUCUUCUACUUCUCUCUUGAAACAGCACUCUUGGUCUCCGGAUCUGAUCCGCGAAGAAGCUUGGUCAAAACGCCAAGAUGUCUCCCGUCGCCACCGUUACCUCCGCCGGGGGAAGAGCUUGACCGACGAAGAUCUCGACGAGCUCAAAGCGAGUUUCGAACUCGGGUUCGGGUUCGGAUCUCCGGAGAUGGCGGAUCAGAGACUUUCUGACACGCUUCCCGCGCUGGAACUCUACUUCGCCGUUCAGAAAAGCUACAACGACGCCGUUUCUAACAAAUCCACCACAACGUCGUCUUCUUCACUCUCCUCCGACGGCGAUACCAGUCCUCACAACUCCGUAUACCGAAACAGCGAUGAUCCGCAAACGGUGAAGACGAAGCUGAAGCAGUGGGCGAGAGUGGUGGCGUGCACCGUGAACCAAUCGCCUCCGAGAUGAGAAUGAUUAUAACGUGUUGGGGAUACAAAUUAAUUCCGGAAAGGGAUACGUCAAUUGAAACGGCCAAACAAGUCGGGUGGAGUUCAGUCAGCAUUGUAAUAUUAUCUAUUAUUACACAACACACUAUAUAGUAGUAGUAUAUAACUAUGUUUGGGACACAACUUGUUUAUAGAUUACAUUAUUGUUUAUUGUAUAUUGUUGCAUGAUUUGAUUUGAUAUAUAUAUAUAUAUAUAUACACAACAGAGCUCCAUUUGCAAAAGUAUAUUCUUAGAUUCUGUUAAGUCUUGA
Messenger RNA from Camelina sativa (false flax), 931 nucleotides. RefSeq lists its product as uncharacterized. The record is from RefSeq and is a predicted model, not a curated record. Lineage: Eukaryota; Viridiplantae; Streptophyta; Magnoliopsida; Brassicales; Brassicaceae.